Messenger RNA from Hevea brasiliensis (rubber tree), 3019 nucleotides. RefSeq names its product E3 ubiquitin-protein ligase WAV3. Bases 380 to 2566 code for a protein of 728 amino acids. NCBI's taxonomy places the organism in Eukaryota, Viridiplantae, Streptophyta, Magnoliopsida, Malpighiales, Euphorbiaceae. The record is from RefSeq and is a predicted model, not a curated record. The transcript has 2 exons.
AUUCAUUCACCAGAGAAAAGAAAGGAAAAAAAUAUUAAUUUUCCUCCAUGCACAUCUAAUCUCCUAAAAAAGCUGCUCUAUCCUCUGACCACCACCACCCAUCUCCUCGCUCCAACCCAAAAGGUCAAAGAAAACCCACUCCCCCCCCCUUCUCUUCAUCUCUGUCUCUUUCAUGGUCUUGAGCCCAUAAAUCAGUUCUAAAACACUCCUUUUUCUCCUAGCAAGCAAGACCCAUCUUCUCUUUGCCAAACCUGUUAAAAAAGAAGAUAAAAAAUUGUUUAAUGUCCUUUUCUUUAACCAUGUCUGUGUGGUUUUCAGAGUUGUAGUGGGUAGAUAGAGGGAUAAGGAGGAUUCUUGGUUUGGGUUGUUUCUAUUGAAGAUGAUAGAUCUGAAAGAAAUGGGAAGCAAAUGGAGGAAAGCAAAACUGGCACUUGGCAUCAACAUGUGCCUUCAUGUUCCUCAAACUCUUGAGCACGAUUCCUCGCCUUCUCCUUCCAGAUUCUCCGACGCCGUUUCCCUCUCUCCUGCCUCUGCUCUUUCCCGUGGCUCCACUACUUCCACUCCGUCCUCUUCUGGCCUCCGCUUGUCCAAAUCCGGAACCAAAUCCUCUAAGCUGCAGAGUACCUGUGCAAUAUGCCUGACUGCCAUGAAACCAGGACAUGGCCAUGCUAUUUUUACUGCAGAAUGCUCGCAUUCCUUCCACUUCCAUUGCAUCACCUCUAAUGUAAAACAUGGGAACCAGAGUUGCCCCGUUUGCCGAGCAAAGUGGAAAGAAGUCCCCUUCCAAAACCCUGCUUAUGAUAUUUCCCAUGGAAGACAAAGAAUCAAUGCAGUUGGUUGGCCCCAGGAUGAUGCUUGGAUGACUGUUCUAAGACGGCUACCUCCUGCUCGGCUAGAUGCAAACCGGCAUAUCUCAUCACUUUAUCAUGCCCAAGAACCACCUAUCUUUAAUGAUGAUGAAACCUUAGACCAGCAACAUGAGAUUGCUGAGAGAAACGUUUCUAUUAAAGAUGAUGUUGGUGAUCCUGAUUCUGUGGGAACGAUAGAGGUUAAAACAUAUCCAGAAGUUUUAGCUGUUUCUAGAUCAGCCUGUCAUGAUAAUUUCACUGUACUAAUACAUCUUAAGGCUCCUGUUACAAGUCGAAGGCAUAUUAAUAGCAGUGAUCAUACUGAAUUGCUACAAGUGUCUGAAAAUUCUCGUACUCCAGUUGACCUAGUUACAGUGCUUGAUGUUAGUGGCAGCAUGGCAGGAACAAAGCUUGCUUUGCUAAAACGAGCCAUGGGGUUUGUGAUACAGAAUCUUGGCCCCUCUGAUCGACUUUCUGUCAUUGCCUUCUCAUCAACAGCCCGUCGCCUUUUUCCUCUUCGUCGCAUGACUGAGGCUGGAAGGCAGGAAGCACUACAGGCUGUUAAUUCUCUGAUCUCUAAUGGUGGGACAAAUAUUGCAGAAGGCCUAAGGAAAGGUGCCAAGGUGAUUGUAGAUCGGAAGUGGAAGAAUUCAGUUGCCAGUAUCAUUCUAUUAUCUGAUGGUCAGGAUACAUAUACAGUCACCAGUCCUAGUGGGACACAUCGUAGAAAAGAUUACAAGUCACUUCUUCCAAUAUCAAUUCAUCAGAAUGGUGGCACAGGUUUCCACAUUCCUGUGCAUUCAUUUGGGUUUGGUGCUGAUCAUGAUGCUACCUCAAUGCAUUCGAUUUCUGAGAUAUCUGGGGGCACAUUUUCAUUCAUAGAAGCUGAGGGUGUUAUUCAGGAUGCUUUUGCACAGUGCAUUGGAGGGCUUUUGAGUGUGGUAGUGCAGGAGCUACAGGUCCAAGUCGAGUGUGUUCACCGGAGUUUGCAUAUUGGUUCUAUAAAAGCAGGUAGUUAUCGAACCAGCAUCAUAGGUAAUGCUAGAAUGGGCACUGUUGAUGUUGGAGACCUGUAUGCAGAAGAAGAAAGGGAUUUUUUGGUGACGAUCAAUAUUCCUGUUGAUAGGUCCAUUGAUCAGAUGUCAUUGCUGAAAGUUGAUUGUGUAUACAGAGAUCCAAUUACCAAAGAUGCGGUGACUUUGGAGGGAGCUAGUCAAGUAAAGAUACAGAGGCCUGAAAUAAUUGGAGCACAAGUGGUGUCAAUGGAAGUGGAUAGGCAGCGAAAUAGGCUUCAUGCGGCAGAGGCAAUGGCUGAAGCUAGAGUUGCUGCUGAAAAUGGUGAUCUAGCUCGUGCAGUCUGUGUCUUGGAGAGAUGUUACAAGUCAUUGUCAGAAACUGCAUCUACAGAGUCUGGUGACAGAUUGUGUGUUGCGUUGUGUGCUGAGUUAAAGGAAAUGCAGGAAAGGAUGGCAAACCGUCAGAUAUAUGAGGCAUCUGGAAGGGCUUAUGUCCUAUCAGGUUUGAGUUCACACUCAUGGCAAAGAGCAACUGCACGAGGUGAUUCCACUGAUAGUACAAGCCUUUUGCAAGCUUACCAAACCCCAUCUAUGGUUGAUAUGGUAACUCGGUCUCAGACUAUGUUGUUAGGGAAUCCAUCAUCUCAUCGAAAACUCCAGCAAGCCCUGUCAUUCCCAGCUGCUAGACCACAACCAAGGUAACUGGCAGUAGUACCUCUGAACGUUCUCCUCACCCUACAUUCAUCUAUUUUAUAUCCAAGGACCUUUUUGUCUACUUAAAUUUUGUUUUUCUUUUAUUUUUUUUUUAAUUUUCCUCUUUUGUUGUUUGGGAAUUGUGCUAGAUUAAAAAAGGGGGAUUUGGUUUUCAAAAUUGUGGGGGUAUAUUUUCCUUUUUUCGCUUAUGUAAAUGAAUAAGAAGUUGGGGGAAUAGCUGACAUGAGUUGUUUAAGAGAAAAAUGGUCAAAGGAAAAGCAGGGGGUUUAGGGUUUCACAUAGUCCAGUUAUGUGUUCAUGUACACAAGGAAAAUUGCUCCUCUUUUUUUUUUUUUUUUCCCUAAGAGGAAGUGGGGUAUAGCCAUGUAACUGUUGGGAUACUUGGGGUGAAUUUUUCUCUUCAAUAUAUAAUAUGAAAUAUCUGCUCUUGAUUCUUUUCAA